Triticum aestivum (bread wheat) is the source of this 1454-nucleotide messenger RNA. Its product is annotated as pollen allergen Phl p 5.0101-like. The coding region runs from base 63 to 1217 and encodes 384 amino acids. The record is from RefSeq and is a predicted model, not a curated record. Lineage: Eukaryota; Viridiplantae; Streptophyta; Magnoliopsida; Poales; Poaceae. The transcript has a single exon.
CCUCUCCUCCAACCAAGGAACCAAGCAUCGAUAUCGCAAUCGCAAUCGCAAGAGAAGCAGCAAUGGCGGUGCAGCUGCAGCGCACGGUGGCGCUCUUCCUGGCCGUCGCCCUUGUGGCGGGGCCAGCCGUCUCCUACGCCGCCGAUGCCGGCUACGCCCCCGCCACCCCGGCCCCCGCCACCCCUGCCACUGCCGGCUACGGCCCCGCCACCCCGGCCCCCGCCUCCCCUGCCCCCGCCACCCCUGCCGGCGGCUACGCCCCUAAAGGGCCAGCUGGGACGCAGCCCAAGGCGACGACCGAGGAGCAGAAUGUGAUGGAGCAGGUGAACAACGCCUUCAAGGCGGCCGUGGCGGCCGCCGCCGUCGUCCCUGGGCCGGACAAGUACAAGAAGUUCACCGACACCUACAUCCCGGACGUGGACAGGGCUAUAGCGGACGUCUUCAAGGGGUCCAACGCCUCAACUUUCACCGCCAAGAUCGGCAUGGCCCAGAAGCUCGCCUACGACUCCGCCGACGGCGCCACCCCCGAGGCCAAGUACGACUCCUUCAUCGCCAUCCUCAGCGAGUCCCUCCGCAUCAUCGCCGGCACCCUCGAGAUCCACGGCGUCAAGCCCGCCACCGAGGAGGUCAAGGGCCCCAUCCCCGCCGCCGAGAUGCAGGCCGUCAACCAGAUCGACACCGCCUUCAGGAUUGCCGCCACCGCCGCCGACGCUGCCCCCGUCAACGACAAGUUCACCGUCUUCGAGUCCGCCUUCGACAAGGCCAUCAAGGAGACCACUGGCGGCGCAUACGCGGGCUACAAGUUCGUCCCUGCCCUCGAGUCCGCCGUCAAGAAGGCCUACGCCGCCACCGUUGCCGAGGCGCCCGAGGUCAAGUUCACCGUCUUUGAGGCCGCCCUCACCAGGACCAUCGCCGCCAUGUGCGUCGCAGCCAAGGGCGCCGCCGGCGCCUCUAACGGAACUGAUGCUGCCGGUGGCUACAAAGCUCCCGCCGCAGAAGCAGCAACCGCCACUCCCACUCCCGCCGCCGAAGCAGCAGCAGCAACCACCACUCCCACUCCCGCCGCCGCUGCCGGUGGCUACAAAGCUCCCGCCGCCGAAGCAGCAGCAGCAACCACCACUCCCACUCCCGCUGCCGCUGCCGGUGGCUACAAAGCUCCCGCCGCCGAAGCAGCAGCAGCAACCGCCACUCCCGCCGCCGCUGCCGGUGGCUACUAGUGCACGUACGUGAUCAUAAGAUUGUGGCGGCCCGCGAUUUUGAUCGAUAAUCAUCAAUUCUUGCGUCCAUGCAUGCAUGGCUAGCUUAUUAAUUAAUUAAUUACGUACAGUAAUUUGUUUCGGAGAGAGACAUCGAUAAUCAUCUGUAAAGCAUAUAUGGAUGAGAUAUAGUAUAUAUCAUCCAUCUGUAAAACAUUCUUUAUAUAUAAUAUACACGGGCUCAUAAUUAUUCCGUUA